CCAGCUCUCGGACUCCUCACAUUAAUCUGAGUGCUGUGUACAUUGACGCUCGGGUCCGACAGCCUGCCUACCUAGCGAACUCGGGUCCGCACGUAUAGGCUCCCACAAUCCGUCUUAGUAGAGUAUUAACAUUUCCAUGCAAUGUAUGAAGAAGAGGCAAAGCCAUCCUUUUUCGUUCUCCUUGAGAGCACAUUCCUUCUAUGUCAUCAUCUCCAAAAUGGUUGUAUUCAACAUGUCAUACACGGCGCCCAUCAACCAAAAGGGCCGCCGAUCACUGACAGCCUCCCAGAUCUGGGAAUGUAUCGAACGCAAGGUGCGAAACGCUGAACAGUUUGUCUCUGCCAUCAUCAAUACCGAGAUUCUAUCUGAGUCCGCCACGGAGGUGACCAGGAGAGUGACGUUUGCACCACAUGGUCAUCCGGCUGGUGCAGCAGAGGCAGUGGAAACGUGCCGCAUGUACAAGCCUUGCCGCGUGGAUUUCGUCGCCGCGGAUGGAAGUACCAUCACCAAUGCUGUUAGUGUUGGACCGGGCGGUGAUGAAGAAUUUUACUACACGUAUAUCUUCGAGUGGCACCACCCGGAGAUUGCCGAAGGUACGCCCGAGGCUUCUGCGCAAAGGAUAGCGGAUUGGAAGGUAUGCAGGCGUCGCUUGACAGAGCAUUUUGCGUCGAGUCAUCCCAAACUAAUUUCGCAUAUCUAUGGGUCUUCUCAGACGACCAAGCUCGCAGUCGAGGCGACCAUUGACACCAUGCACCGCUUGGUCGCAGAAGGGGAAGUUGCUUGAGCAGGUGAAUGUGUUGCAACACAAAGUCGCAAAUUCAAAC
Coccidioides posadasii C735 delta SOWgp is the source of this 824-nucleotide messenger RNA. RefSeq lists its product as uncharacterized. Lineage: Eukaryota; Fungi; Ascomycota; Eurotiomycetes; Onygenales; Onygenaceae. The record is from RefSeq and is a predicted model, not a curated record.